Molecule: messenger RNA, 4543 nt
Organism: Oryza brachyantha (malo sina)
Lineage: Eukaryota; Viridiplantae; Streptophyta; Magnoliopsida; Poales; Poaceae
Product: DEAD-box ATP-dependent RNA helicase 40-like
Exons: 8
Coding region: 224-4354 (1376 amino acids)
Cellular component (GO): nucleus; cytoplasm; ribonucleoprotein complex
Molecular function (GO): RNA helicase activity; ATP binding; RNA binding
Source: RefSeq, a predicted model, not a curated record
GCUUCUCCCCCCCAUCCGCCGGCUACGGCGAGGCUCCCCCCACCUCCGGCGACCUCCACCCCGGCGCCGAGCCCCUCCGGAGAGAUCCCCACUCCGACCGCUGCGCCCUGCUUAUCCGCCGCCGCAUCCCCUCCAGCUCCGGCGACCGGUUCAGGGCAGCUGAGUGAUGUUCAUGGCAUAGGAAGGUAGGCAUUGGGAAGCGAGCAAGGAAGACUUGUUGGAGAUGGUAGCUACAGAGGCCGCUGCAGAUUCAUCAGGUCCCCGAUAUGCUCCGGAUGACCCGACACUCCCUGCACCCUGGAAAGGACUAAUUGAUGGCUCGACGCUGUAUUACUGGAACCCUGAUACUAAUGAGACUCAAUAUGAGAGGCCGGUAGCCGCUGCGCCUCCCUUGCCCAUGGGCCCUCCUCCAGUAACCUCUACACCUAUGCCAACUUCAGCAUCGGGGGCUUUUUCACAGCCUAGCAUUCAGUUGAACCAAGUCGGGCAAGUAUCACAGAAUGAACGACCUGGUCAGGGAUUAUAUCCUCAAGCUAGCCAUCUUGGGCAGCAGCAGCUCCAACAGCCAACCCAGCAACCGCCGUUUCAGCCAACGGCUCAGCAUCAAGCUCCUUUUCAACAUUCACAACAGGCGCCCUAUCAACAACAGCAGCAGGUGUCACAGCAACCACCUGCUCAUCAGUACCCCAGCACACAUCCACAACAUAUGCCAUAUCAGCAUGGCCAUUAUAUGCAAUCCCAGCAGCAGCAGCAGCAGCAGCUUCAGCAGGGCCCACAAUAUUCAUAUCAGGUUGGCCAACAGCCACAGAUGCCACCAACUGCCUAUAAUCAAGGUCAGCGCCCACCUAUUUCUCAAGCUGCCUACAACCAAAGUCAGCAGUCGACGCAAGUUGCGGCUGCUUACAAUCAAAGUCAUCAGCCACCUGUUUCUCAAACUUCCUACAACCAAAGUCAGCAGCCAACACAAGCUGCGGGUGCCUACAAUCAUGGUCAGCAGCCGCCAAUGCCACAAGCUCCCUAUAAUCAAGUUCAGCAGCCACAGAUGCCUCAUACUGCUUACAAUCAAGGUCAGCAGCCACAGGGAACGAGGAUCCCUCAGGGUCCUGUGCAACCACAGCAAUCGCCAGGCUUUCAUCAACCUGCUCAGGUUUCACAAGUGCUUCAAGCUUCACAGUCUCAAGGACAAAUGCCUUCACAACAGGGGCAACUCCAGCAUGGUUUCCAUUUCACACCUCCUCAGGGAAAACAACCACAUCAUGGCCAUGUAGGUCCUCAGAGCCAAGUGUCACUUGGGCAGCAAAGUUCCACUCUGAAGGUUAAUGAGGCAGGAGUUGCAGGAAGUCUUGAUGGAAAACAAAUUGGCUUUUCAGUACCACUCAAUCAGCAGCAUGGCCAGGGUCCUAUUUCAAAACAGCAGUUACCGUCUAAUCAUCAACUUCCUGGAUCACAUAAUCAGCCGAAUAUUCCUGGAGUUGGAGGACUAUCAUAUCCUGCAAAGCAUCAUCUUGGUGGAUCAUCCCCAGGCGAGACUAACAACAUGAAUUUUUUGAGCUCACCUGCUCAAACACAUCAAGGUGGAAUGGAUAUAAGCUAUCGGCAACAACCAGCUAGCGGCCAUGCUGUUCCAAACCAUAUUGGUCCUUCACCGGUUCGGCCUCCAAUAGGUUUCAAUAUGGGCAGUAGUGAGGAUCACUUUGAAAGAAAUGAGCUUCACUCUUCUGGCAGGAUGGAUGGAACAAAUAAUCUCCAACAGCAGCCAAAGCUUGCUGCGCUUCCACACCUAAACCGACUGGAUAUGAGGAAUGGCCCGCCUUAUCCCCAGCCAGACAAUUUGGGCGUUUUUAACAUGGGACCUCCACAUUCAAUGCCAAAUUUGCAUAACCAUGCUCCAUUUCCUGAAGUUUCAAUGAGGCCUCCAUCCAGAUUGUUUGCUCCCCCGAAUUUCCCGAGCAUUGCUUCAGCUGACGCAUAUCGUCAACACCAUGAAGUCACUGCUGUGGGUGAGAAUGUGCCGCCUCCAUUUAUGACAUUUGAGGCUACUGGAUUCCCUCCAGAAAUCUUGAGAGAGAUCCAUGAAGCUGGCUUUUUAAACCCCACUCCAGUUCAAGCUCAAACAUGGCCUGUUGCACUGCAAAAUCGUGACAUAGUAGCUAUUGCCAAGACAGGGUCAGGGAAGACUCUGGGGUACCUUAUUCCUGCUUUUAUACAUCUGAGGAGAUGCCAAAACAAUCCAAUGUUGGGCCCUACAGUGUUAGUUUUGGCCCCUACUCGAGAGCUUGCUUCACAAAUACAAGAUGAAGCAGUCAAGUUUGGUCGAUCAUCUAGAGUGUCCUGCACAUGCCUGUAUGGGGGAACUUCAAAGGGCCUUCAGCUAAGAGAACUUGAGCGUGGAGCAGAUAUUAUAGUAGCAACACCUGGACGUCUUAAUGAUAUCCUGGAGAUGAGGAAGAUUAGUCUCCAUCAAGUUUCAUUUCUUGUGCUUGAUGAGGCUGACCGUAUGCUUGACAUGGGUUUUGAACCACAAAUACGUAAGAUUGUGGAUGAGAUUCCUCGUAACAGGCAGACUCUGAUGUACACGGCCACUUGGCCAAAGGAGGUUACAAAAAUAGCUGGGGAUUUGCUGAGAGAUCCUGUCCAGGUUAAUAUUGGUAGCAUUGAUGAACUCGUUGCCAACAAAUCCAUAACACAGUAUGUAGAGGUGGUUCCACCAAUGGACAAGCAGCGGCGCUUGGAGCAGAUUCUUAGAGCUCAAGAAAGGGGCUCUAAGGUCAUCAUAUUCUGCUCAACCAAGAAAAUGUGCGACCAGCUUGCUCGUGACAUCGGUCGUAGUUUUGGUGCUGCAAGUAUUCACGGUGAUAAAUCACAGGCCGAAAGGGAUAAUGUUCUGAAUCAGUUUCGCACUGGCAGAGCUCCAAUAUUGGUAGCCACAGAUGUUGCUGCUCGUGGGCUUGACAUUAAAGAUAUCAGAGUGGUGAUCAAUUAUGACUUUCCCACUGGGAUCGAGGACUAUGUGCACCGCAUAGGGCGUACAGGAAGGGCUGGGGCCACUGGAGUCUCAUAUACUUUCUUUUCUGAACAAGAUUGGAAAUAUGCUGGUGAUUUGGUGAAAGUCUUGGAAGGUGCUAAUCAACAUGUCCCUCCAGAGUUGCAUGAGAUGGCUGCAAGAGGUGCAGCUGGAGCUCCAAGAAAUCAGGCUGGUGGGAUGAGCCGCUGGGAUGGGCCUGUUGGUGGUAAUAAUCGUUUUGAACCUGCUGUUGGUGUUCCUGGUAAUUAUGGUGGAAUUAUGGAUGACCCGGGCAGCUUUGGUGGACGAGACGGCCCAGGUGGCUUUGGUAGUCAGGAUGGCCCAGGUGGCUUUAUUAGUCGGGAGGGCCCUGGUGGCUUUGGUGGUCGGGAGGGUCCUGGUGGCUUUGGUGGACGCAAGGGACCUGGUGGUUUUGAAGGACAUGAGGGUGCUGCUCCUAGUGGCUUUGGUGGGAGAGGGGGUCGUGGACCUGGUGGUGGUUUUGGUGGUAGAGGUGGAGCAAAUCCUGGUGGCUUUGGUGGUCGUGGUGGCAGGGGUGAUUCUCCUGGUUUUGGUGGACGUGGCAGGGGUGAUUUUUCUGGCUUUGGUGGACGUGGCAGGGGUGAUUCUUCAGGCUUUGGUGGACGAGGCCGUGGUGAUUUUUCUGGUGGACGUGGUGGGAGAGGCCGUGGAUUUGGAGGGCGUGGACGAUCUGACCGAGGGCCUCAUGACCGUUUUAUCUCAGAUGGACGUGGAAGAUACGAUAACCGUCGUGGAUUUGGUGGCAAGGGUCGGGACCGGAGCUACAGCCGUAGCCCAGACAGAGGCCGCUCGCGAGGCUAUGACAGAAGAAGUGACAGUAGGAGCCUAAGUAGUAGGAGCCGAAGCCGAAGCAGGAGCUGGUCACGUAGCAGGAGCCGCAGCAGGAGCUGGAGCCGGAGUCGCAGUCACAGCCCAAGUCGCAGCAGGAGCAGAAGCUAUGACCAGGGUUCAGGAUCAGCACGCAGGCCGCGGCCUAGAUCUGGCUUUGAUGUUCUGCCACCUGCAACUGGAGCCGGACCUGCUAUAACCGGUACUGGGCCUGUCACUGCACCAGCACCUGGAUCAGCAGCUCCUGUUCCUGCUCAGGCACCUGCGCAAUCACUGGCUGAUACAUCUGCAAUGUCACCAAUGUCACCAGGUGGCCUGGCACAGGAUGGUGCACCGUUUAUCGGCGGGAAUGAUGGAAACCUGGUUGCAGCACAAGGGGAGCGCCAUUUCCAGGGUGCUGAUGUAGCAAUUCCGCUAAAUUUUGCUGCAGCUGAAGCAUUUCCAGCCCCAGCAGUUCAGCAAGAAGCCCCUGAUGUAUAAUGAGAACGAUAAUCUGUAGCUCAGUGCAUUUUCUUCCCCAUUUUUCGAUGUAGAAUGUUGGGUGUUCCUGCCAAAUUUGGGCUAACAUCUUUGCUGCAACUUUGUUUGGUCUUGGGAGAUAGUAUGGCAAUGGUUGUAUGGUCAUUUGCUGUGACGGGAAGAGAAAGAAGUGCUCUAUUGCAACCGUAA